Messenger RNA from Episyrphus balteatus (marmalade hoverfly), 1407 nucleotides. RefSeq names its product delta-aminolevulinic acid dehydratase. Gene Ontology annotation, molecular function: zinc ion binding; porphobilinogen synthase activity. Gene Ontology annotation, cellular component: cytosol. Gene Ontology annotation, biological process: heme biosynthetic process. The record is from RefSeq and is a predicted model, not a curated record. NCBI's taxonomy places the organism in Eukaryota, Metazoa, Arthropoda, Insecta, Diptera, Syrphidae. Bases 221 to 1201 code for a protein of 326 amino acids. The transcript is spliced from 5 exons.
UGAAAGUGACAGCAGCUGUCAUCAAGCGGCUCGACAGCUCGAGUACUUGAAAAAAUCAUUCAUGAUUUCAAAUAUCAUUCAAGUUUAGGUCGAUUUAACUCUAGGCAGCUUAAUGUAAUUUACCGUCCUCCUUUCAAAAUCUAGUGAUAACCAACUUGUUCAUUUCCAAAUCCACUAUCUAUAAACUAUCAGAAGAAGCUUUUCCAGAAAAAUAACCACCAUGGACAAAAAAUUACAUUCUGGAAUGUUUCAUCCAACAUUGAGACUUUUACAGGAACCAAAUUGCCAAAUUGAUGCACACAAUUUAAUGUAUCCUGUAUUUGUUAUACCUCAGGAUGAUGCAGUCGAAGAAAUAUCAAGCAUGCCGGGUGUUGCUCGAAUGGGCAUCAACAAAUUAAAAGAACAUCUUGCUCCACUAGUCCAGAAGGGAUUAAAAUCAAUUCUAAUAUUUGGCGUUGUUAAUUGUGAAUUAAAGGAUAGCUUAGGUUCUUAUGCAGAUCAUGAUGAAAAUCCUGUUGUACUUGCAGUUCCUAAAUUACGCAAAUGGUUUCCAGAAUUACUUAUCGCUUGUGAUGUCUGCUUGUGUCCAUAUACAAAUCAUGGUCAUUGCGGAAUUUUAAAUGAAAAUUCACUAAACAAUCCAGAGAGCACCCAGAGAAUGGCUAAUAUAUCGUUGGCUUAUGCUCGAGCAGGUGCUCAUAUUGUAGCACCUUCCGAUAUGAUGGAUAAUAGAAUAAAAGCUAUUAAAAAUGCUUUGAUAUUGAAUGGAUUUGAAAAUUCAGUUUCAUUGCUGUCCUAUUCGGCAAAGUUCUCGUCGAAUUUCUAUGGUCCAUUUAGAGAUGCAGCUAAAAGUGCCCCUGCCUUUGGUGAUAGACGUUGUUAUCAAUUGCCAUCUGGAUCUAAAGGAUUGGCUAUGAGAGCAAUUGAACGAGAUGUUGAAGAAGGUGCGGAUAUGCUUAUGGUUAAACCGGGAAUGCCUUAUCUAGAUAUACUUAGAGCAACUAAAGAUGCAUUUCCACACAUGCCGCUAUAUGUUUAUCAAGUUUCUGGUGAGUUCGCAAUGCUUUACCAUGCUGCCAAAAGUGGUGCUUUUGAUCUAGAAACUGUCCUCAUGGAAACAAUGAAAUGCUUUAGACGAGCUGGUGCUGAUUGUAUCAUAACUUAUUUCACACCACUUUUACUAGAUCUGAUAAAAUCCUAGUAUGCUGUUGGUUUCGGAUUUUUUUUUUUUUUAAUUUUAAUGCUAUAUUCACAAUUUAAUUGUGAAAUGGUUUAGCCAAAAUUUUUGGUCUGAGCUAUAACGAGUAGUUUUAAGUAAGAUUUUUUUAAUAAAAGUAGGUACAUCACAAAAAACAAAAAUUUAGGUAAAAGCAAUAAAAACAAUAAAAUGUAUAUUUGAAAAAUGAG